This is a messenger RNA of Caretta caretta (loggerhead turtle), 9901 nucleotides long. It is a transcript of the gene DGKI, whose product is annotated as diacylglycerol kinase iota. NCBI's taxonomy places the organism in Eukaryota, Metazoa, Chordata, Testudines, Cheloniidae. Gene Ontology annotation, biological process: phospholipase C-activating G protein-coupled receptor signaling pathway. Gene Ontology annotation, molecular function: ATP-dependent diacylglycerol kinase activity; protein binding. Gene Ontology annotation, cellular component: glutamatergic synapse; plasma membrane. The record is from RefSeq and is a predicted model, not a curated record.
CUGCAGGGCAGCCGCCGAUGGAUGCUGCGGGAAGGUGCUGCCAUUUGCAGCCUCCUCGGCGAGCGGCUCCAGCUGCAGCAGCCGUCCCGUCCCUGGCCCUGGCCCCCCACCUCAGUGGCUGCAGCCGCCGCCGGCCCCGCGCCUGCUCCCUGCUGCUCAGGCCCCUGGGGGCUGCUGUCCUUCCCGCCCCGCAAUGAACCCCCCGUCGGCAGCCGGUGAGGACAAGGGGGCUGCAGGCAGCGGCAGCUGCUGCCGAGGAGCCGAGGGCGGCGGGGACACGAGGAGCGCGGCGGCCGCCGCCGAGGAGGAGAUGGGAGUCGCCGGCCCGAAGGAAGAGUCCCUGGAAGAAAAGCUGAGGAACUUAACCUUCAGGAAGCAGGUGUCCUACAGGAAAGCAAUCUCCAGGUCAGGCCUCCAGCAUCUGGCUCCUCUGCACUCCCUCAACAUCGCAAUCUCCAAUGGGCCAGGGAAGGAGCCAAGAACAACACUAGAAUGGAGUGAGAACGCAGUGAAUGGAGAGCAUCUGUGGCUCGAGACCAAUGUCUCUGGGGACCUGUGUUACCUAGGAGAGGACAGUUGCCAAGUCAAAUUUGCAAAAUCGGCUCUUCGACGGAAGUGUGCUGCCUGCAAGAUUGUGGUCCACAAUGCGUGCAUGGAACAGUUAGAGAAGAUUAAUUUCCGGUGCAAACCAACUUUCCGAGAGGGGGGCUCCAGAUCUCCAAGAGAAAACUUUGUCCGACAUCACUGGGUGCACAGGCGGAGGCAGGAAGGGAAGUGCAAGCAGUGUGGAAAGGGAUUUCAGCAAAAAUUCUCCUUCCACAGUAAAGAGAUUGUGGCCAUCAGUUGUUCCUGGUGCAAGCAGGCGUUUCACAACAAAGUCACCUGCUUCAUGUUACAUCACAUCGAGGAGCCGUGUUCCCUGGGGGCUCAUGCUGCUGUCAUUGUGCCUCCCACCUGGAUCAUUAAGGUGAAGAAAGCUCAGGUGGUCUCCAUACCAGGAGACGAGCCUGAUUGGGAAGGAGACUGGAGCCCCGGAGGGAAAACGGGCGUCUCCUACCCCUAUUGGGAGGGUUGGCAGAACUCAUUAAAAACUUCAACCCGGCGGAAGAAGAGAACGUCCUUUAAAAGAAAAGCCAGCAAAAGAAGCAAUGAGGAAAACAAAGGCCGACCAUUUGUGAUAAAGCCCAUCUCUUCGCUUCUCAUGAAACCACUGCUGGUGUUUGUCAAUCCAAAAAGUGGAGGGAAUCAGGGCACUAAGGUUCUCCAGAUGUUCAUGUGGUACUUGAAUCCACGCCAAGUCUUUGAUCUCUCUCAGGAAGGGCCAAGAGAUGCACUUGAACUGUACAGAAAAGUGCCAAACCUGCGAAUCCUGGCCUGCGGUGGGGAUGGAACGGUGGGCUGGAUCCUCUCCAUCCUGGAUGAGCUACAGCUCAGCCCCCAGCCUCCUGUUGCCGUCCUUCCCCUUGGCACUGGAAAUGACCUUGCUCGCACCCUCAGCUGGGGAGGGGGUUACACCGAUGAGCCUGUCUCGAAGAUCCUCUGUCAUGUAGAAGAUGGGACUAUUGUCCAGCUGGACCGCUGGAACCUCCAGGUGGAACGAAACCCUGAUUUGCCACAGGAAGAAAUCGAGGACGGGGCACGUAAGCUUCCACUCAGUGUCUUCAAUAAUUACUUCAGCCUUGGAUUUGAUGCACAUGUCACGCUGGAAUUCCAUGAAUCCCGAGAAGCAAAUCCAGAGAAAUUCAACAGUCGCUUUCGAAAUAAAAUGUUUUAUGCUGGGGCAGCCUUUUCAGACUUCCUGCAGAGAAGUUCCAGAGAUUUAUCCAAACAUGUUAAAGUUGUGUGUGAUGGAACAGACCUGACCCCAAAGAUUCAGGAGCUGAAGUUCCAAUGUAUAGUGUUUUUAAAUAUACCCAGGUAUUGUGCUGGCACAAUGCCCUGGGGUACCCCCAGCGACCACAGAGACUUUGAACCUCAGCGCCAUGAUGAUGGUUACAUUGAGGUCAUUGGGUUCACUAUGGCCUCUCUGGCUGCUCUUCAGGUGGGAGGUCAUGGAGAAAGGUUGCAUCAGUGCCGGGAAGUGACUCUGUUAACGUACAAGUCUAUCCCCAUGCAAGUGGAUGGGGAGCCAUGUCGACUUGCUCCGUCUCUCAUUCGGAUCUCCCUAAGGAACCAGGCCAAUAUGGUGCAGAAGAGCAAGAGGAGAACAUCCAUGCCUUUACUCAAUGAUCCCCACUCCAUCCCAGACCGCCUGCGGAUCCGAGUGAAUAGGAUUAGUUUACAAGAUUACGAGGGGCUGCAUUAUGACAAGGAAAAACUGCGUGAAGCCUCCAUACCUCUGGGAAUUAUAGUUAUACGAGGAGAUUGUGACUUGGAGGCCUGUCGUAUGUACAUUGACCGGCUACAAGAGGACCUGCAGUCGGUAACUUCUUCUAUGCAGAGAGUUCACUACCAGGAUCAGGAAGGUUCCUUCCCACGAGUACUUUCUGUUCAGAGGCUCUCUCCUAGAUGGUGCUUCCUAGAUGCAACUUCUGCUGAUCGUUUUUACCGCAUUGACAGAUCUCAGGAACAUUUGCACUUUGUGACGGAAAUUUCGCAGGACGAGAUUUUUAUCCUGGACCCAGAGCUGGUGAUAUCACAGCAGGUGGGAACGCCGCCGGGAAUGCCUGAUCUGGUAGUGGAGCAGGCCUCUGGAAUAUCGGAUCGGUGGAACCCUGCAGUCCGAAAGCGGAUGCUGAGCGACAGUGGCCUUGGCAAGAUUUCCCCGCACUACGAGGUACCUGACAAACAAAAGGACGCCAGCCAGACACACAUGCUGCAGCCACCCGUCUCUUCAGAAGAUCAAGCACUUUUACAAGCAGUAAUAGACGGUGAUCUUCUGAAGUUCAUAGAAUGCUGUAAGAGAGGAGCUAAUCUGUUAAUCCAGGGACCUGACCACUGUUCCGUGCUUCACCAUGCUACCAAGACUGGGCACCUUGAAAUUGUGAAAUACAUCUUAGAACAUGGUCCAUCUGAGUUACUGGAUAUGACAGACAGUGAAACGGGUGAGACAGCAUUGCACAAGGCGGCCUGCCAGCGCCAUCGUGGCAUCUGCCAGCUCUUGGUGGAUGCGGGAGCGUCUCUAAGAAAUACAGAUUCCAAGGGUCAGACACCUAGAGACAAGGCUCAGCAAGCUGGGGACUCAGAUCUGGCCUCCUACCUGGAGAGUCGUCAGAACUACCAGAUGGUUUCCCAUGAGGACCUGGAGACUGCAGUUUGAUGUCCAUGAAAGGGAAGAGAACCCUAGGAAAUAACAAGGCUGCACCUGAGACACUCAGGCAUUGUAUGAGGAAGAAGCUGAUGGAAUCAACGUGUCUCUCGCUCUCAUGCAAAAUAUCUGAGGACAUGCCACCAGUUUCUAAGGGCUAAUGAGUCUUGCCACGGAACUGUUGUGUUCCCAUGUGGUGGCCCAUUGGGGAUGAGGUGAAACACUCAAAGGUCUGUGGAAUCCAUGGGCCACGGAAAUUUACCCUUACUGCUUCCAGCAAGUAGCAUGAACUUCUCCCAUGUUCAUCUGUACAAUUUAUUUAAAAAAAAAGAAAGAAAGGGAGGAAAAAACCAAACUAACUUGGACAUUAAUAAACCCAACCAACCCCUUCCUCUAUUCCUACAGUGCCCUACAUUCCUUCCUCUCCCAUCCUACUCAUUUGUCACCAAUUAAAUAAUAUCUGUUAUCUCUGUAUUAAUUCUUCACAAAUGGACAGGUGAUAGGCAAGACUUUGAGGAGCUCUGGAUGCCCUUAGAAAAAAAUGACUUUUGAACCUGCUGAGUCCUCGCCUACUGUUCCCUCAGAAGUUGACUUCUCAGUGUUUAAUUGCCAGGGAGUUUUUUUUCUCUUUUGGAACAAAUUCUUUCUACUGCCCUGUUCUAUGGGGUGCUGGAUCUAGCUAGCUUCACAGCACUGACAAGAGCUAGCCUUCUAUCAGUCUCUGAAUAUAUCUUAAAGGUGUCCUCAUGAAAUGAUAUUUAAGUGGAAGGGAGUUGCUGUGUGACAUUUUGUGUUGUCUUCUGACAGACCACAUAGUAACCAAUAAGAUGUCUCAUGUCGCCACCCUGCUGAUAAUGACAGACUGAUUCUGCUCAGGUCUGAAUCCUGCCUAUAAUUAGCCAUUUGGGGCUUCUGUCAAGUUGUGUUUUUAAGAUAGGGAGAGUUCAGAGUAUGAGAGUUCAGAGCAGUUGUGGUUGACUGACUUACUUGUGCUGCCACUUUGACUUACUGACUCUUACAGUCCUAGGAAACCAAAUGGAAAGCAUCAGCUGUCUGUCGAGGCUUGCUGAUAUUAACAAGAGGAUGAGCACCACAUUAGACAUUUUUAAAAUAAUAAAAUUACAAUGAAAACAGAUGGGCAGAUUCCAAGAGAGAUUUGGAACAAAGCUUUAAAAGAGAGAGAUUAUCCUAGUCAAAAGAAGACAAAUGUCAACCAUUAGCCUCUCAUUGCUCGCCAUAGGGUUAAAAACAUAUAUUGCUUAGCUGUUGUCAGGCAAGUCAUGGUUUCUUUAUUCUGCUCCUUACUUUCCUGACCCAAAGAAUACCACCAUCAAACAGGAAUCCUCCACACCCCAAACAUACUCACAUAUACACAGAAAACCUUAAAAUGAACACUCUAUCACUUAUGGAAUUCAGCUGUCAGCAUUAAGGGGGCUUGCCCUUUUCCUUAGUCUGAUCACCCCCAUGAGAAUUGUCAAGGUUCAAUCCUGGCAUCAUAAUUCCAACACAGUUUGUAAUAGAAGAUCCAGUUCUCUCUCUCUUUUCACAUGCAUUUGCAAGGUGUAGGUUUUUGAUGGUUGGUGUUAAACAGGAUCGGUGUACAGUUUUGAACCCAGGAAAACCCAUCAGGUCAUUUUCUUCCUUUAAUAGCAGUUGUGGGGAUGAAAUUGAUGUGAUUCUGGUGAAUUUUUCUCUCCACUUUUUUUUUUUUUUAAACAAGUGAUUCUUUUGGCAGAGGAGGGGGAGCUGAAUAAUAAGCCUUUUCAUUUACCUUGUUUUCAAAGCUCUAUUCAAUGUGAGCAAAAUAUUGUUCAGUAUUUCUUCCGCUGAAAGAAGAUUAUAUUUGUAAUCUACAGAUCAAUGGCGACAUGAAAUGUAUUUUGUCUUAUUUUCUCUCUUCACUUUAUCUUUCUUAUUUAAAAACAAAAGGUUAAGGCUAAGUUCUUCCUUUGGAUACUCAUUCAGGGGUUUCCAUGGAGGGCCAGUGUAUACAUACAAGGACAGAAAGCAGAGUAAAAUUUCUCUUUGUGUGGAAACUUCCAUACAAACAACCCUCCCCUUGUGGUGUCACUGGAGUCCUGGCAUUAUUUCCCAGCUGUGAGGAAAGGCAUGCAGCUUUUUAGCUUUUGGUUGUGCAUUCUGUAUGUGAGAAAUGGAGGAAGUGGGACUGGUACCUUGGGCUAAAUUCUGACCUGUGCCAAGAUGCACUUGGGGCAUGGGAUCAGGAUGGUUGGUGAGCCAGUUACAGCUCCCUGAUUCUCAAGCUUCCCUGGCCCAGGACCAGACAUCAGUUAGAGCAGUUUAAUGACUGCUCUAACUUACGACAGCUCAUUGUGGUCCAUAGGGAACCAUACAGUGGCUGUGAAUUACUGUAGCAGAGUUGAGCUCCACCCCUCCUGAUCACAGAUUUUCCUCUUCUCCCAUGAUGUGCCCUGAGAACUGGGAAAAUGGUCGGCAUAGCAGUUGGCUAUUUACAUCAGUUAAAAAUUCUCCUCUGCAGGGAGAGUUUUCAACUUGGCAUCUGCGGCCAGAUACUGGCUCCUUUGUGCCAUUCAGACAGUUUAAGGGAAUCACAGAAUAUCAGAGUUGGAAGGGACCUCAGGAGGUCAUCUAGUCCAACCCUCUGCUCAAAGCAGGACCAGUCCCCAAUGUUUGCCCCAGGUCCCUAAAUGGCCCCCUCAAGGAUUGAACUCGCAACCCUGGGUUUAGCAGGCCAAUGCUCAAACCACUGAGCUAUCCCUCCCCUGGCCUUCUAUUUUUCUCCUGCAGCUGGAAAAUGAUGCUAUGACUAGAAUGACACAGUUGUGCCUCUGGAAAGUUUUUCACUCUGAGAACUCUGUAGGAAGCAGUUAUAAUAUGAUGAAAACAAAACCCAGCACUGAAGAUAGAACAGAACUUGACUGUCCACAUAGUCAAUAGUCAAGGUGUGCCAAUGCACUUCAGAACCAUGUUACAUCCUGGAGGAAUAUUGAUUACGUAGGUAAAUAGAGCAUAUAUUCUCUGCAAUGGCUCUCUCUCAGCCUGGGAUAUCAGAACCUGUCUCAUUGAGCGAGGGAACGUUGGGCUAGGACCCUAGCAGGGAUUAUUCCUUAUUCUUUUCAAAGUGCCACAGGAUCCUUGAUUCUGGACAGUUAUCAGAAGCAAGCAGACUGGGCAUCAGUUUAAUAUUAUACAUGUGUAUAGCACCUAUGAGGGUUUGGUGUCCAUCCUAGCACUGCAUUGCAGUCUAUGCAUUGGGCAGUGCCCAAGUUCUAGCGUGGGGCUGGAAACCCACUUAAAUUAAAUUUAAAUAUUUUAAUUUAUUGAAAUAUCUUUACUGCAGGUUUGUUUUUUCCAUGGAGCUAUUGUUUUAGAAGUUUAAAGAAUUUAGGGAUGAUCAACCAUUGAGGUUGCUGGACUGGUAGAAUAUUAGUUACUCUGCCUGUACAGGGGUUCUUGCUGUAGAAUGUAGCAGCUCCUGGAUUGUUCCAUUCUGAGUGCUGCACUGUCCCAUUUUAAAGUGCAACUGAAGGGCAGAAAAUAUUUUUAAUGUUAAUAAAAUAAACCAUUUUGUUAUUUAACAACUUUAGUUAUUUUUGUUAUUGCAUAUUUCAAUGUUCUAUAAAUAUCUCUCUCUAUAUAUACAUUAUGUGAUAAAACAUGACAAGAUUCUGGGUAACUAUAGAAUCCCUCAGGCAUUGUUGACCACGUAGAAGGAAGGCGGCCAUGGCAAGCAGUAGAUUUCAAGGAAAUUACAGCUCUUGGUUAUAAAAUGGAAGUUCAAUAUAAAAUAACCCCUCAGCCCUCUGCAUUUAGUGGGUGUUGUAUGUGUGGGUAUAGCAUCAGCAAUAGUCAGUGAAAAUGUCUCAGUAAUUGUACAGCUCACUCUGAACAGAUUUGUGAUAGCCAGGCUGAGCUCUAGGGACCAUCUCACAGUUUGAGAUCUGUCUGUCUAGAUUCUUAUGCUGACACCCCUCACCUUGUAUCUCCCAAAUGUGAAAACAAUACCAAUGGAAUCAUUCAAUAUCAAUUCACAGUUCUGUAGCCUGGGUUUUGAACUGUUCAUGGGCAGUUCUGUAAUGCACAAGGAAGGGCCGUUAGAGCACCAGAUACAUAAAGAAAAUAGAACAAAAUAAAUGUUUUGUUGCCAUUGAUCUUCACAAUUGUAUAUGUGUAGCUGGUGCUAAUUUGGAUGAACAAGUGAGCACACAGUUUGGUGGUGGUGUGUUGCAUUUAAUCCUGGUAUGUUUGUUUGAACUUUUUAAUCAUCCCUUUUGCUCACUUCUCUCUUCAACUUUGCUGUUUCAUUGUUACAGUGACAUGAAUUGUAAUGAAUAGCAUCAACACACCAGGUCUCACAUAGACGGUGGCUUGUCAGCUGCUAUUUUCUAUCCAGCUAUCCCAGAUGCUGCACUUGGGUGCACUUAGGUGUUGAUAGUUCCAAUGCAUCAAAUUCAUAGUGAGAAGAACUGUCAAAAAGUAUAAAAUGGGCAGGUAAAUUGGUAGCCUUAAGCUCCCUGGGGCUUUCACAUAUGUAAUGACACUCAAUGAGUAUAUAUGCAUGCUGGAUAUUUGGAUGCCUUGAAGACACUUUGAGAAAUUCUGUCCAGCAGUCCUGUCCAUGCCUCUUGGGCACUGCACUGAUAAAAUGAUUCCUUCUGCUGAUUCCUUUGAAGUUCAUAAUUUUCUCUUUCCCCAUUUUUGCCUCUGGUUUUGGUCAGAAUAAAGGGACACGGCCAAGUACUUUGUAAAUUUGAUGUUUAAGGUUUUACUUUCCAUUGUUUGUAACAGCUCCCUUAGCACUUUGAGAAUAGCAUUUCUUCCUGCAUUGUGUUUGACCUUUCCUAUUUGUCAAAUGGUACAUUUCUCUCCUUUUUCUCUGGGAACACAAACCAACCUGGCAAUAGGUUGUUAAUUUCCUGGUUUGUCAAAAGCAUCAUCCAGGAGUGUCUUUAGUACUGCAGCAUUUCUGGGUACAGUUUAUUAGUAAAUCCAUGCCUUGCUGGUUGCCUCUGAACAGAACAAACAAUAGUACAGGAUUCAAACUGGUGGGUGUCUUCUCCUUUGAUUUCUUAGUAACAGAAUAGGCAAUUGCUUUUUAAACACACCCAUUUAAAAUCUGGAGGAGCUCCCCAACACACUAAAGUGGAUUUUAAAGUAGGUCCAAUAAUGUGCCAAAAGUUAUUUAACAGUGGCACAUCUAAGUCUAGACUUUUAAAUGUUAGGAAAAGAUUCUCGAGAUUCUGUGCUGCAACUCCACCAGGCAGUGCAAAUGGAAGGCUCUGCUGAGUAGGGAGAAGGGUCUUAAAGGUAGCUUUAAGCUGCCCUGCCAUGGCUCCCAGAGUAAUUUAGAGCAAUGACUGGCUAUUAUAAGUUACAGUACCCUUUCUCUGGUCUAUCUAUGGGCUGCUUUGUAGCCUGCAGUUGCUGAGAAUUUCUGUAGCUGUAUGAGCUAGAGGGACUCCCCUCCUGCCUCUGGCAUGCCUCCUACAUUAGGGUUUGUGAUGGGGUCUGCAGAGAGAAGCCUAUGUCUGUCCUAGAUACUGCAUGUGUCAGAGGAAUUUUUACCCUGCUGGCUAAAGGCUGCCAUAGUGGCAGGAAAAAAUCCCUCCCUCAGGCCUGACCCUGCCCAAGGAAAGUAAUUGCCUUUGACUUCAAUGCGCACAGGAUCAAGCCUCUGAUGAUUAGGCAGACUAAGUGCUGAAUAAUCUCAUUUCAUAAAGCAAUCAGGUUGCAUCUUACAGCCAACCUUUUCUAUAAACUGAUAUAUUCCAGCCCAAGGUGAUGUCUUUCAUUUCUUGCAUGGUAAAAAGAGAAGAGUCUUUCCCACAGAGGGCACAUAUAUCCAGUUAGCAAAAGGGAGGCAAGGAGCCAGCAUACUCCUCUUCUAUACGUGCUUUAAUAAUACCCAUCCAGAUGCAGCAUCUGGAGUCUUUUGAGAUGUAAAGGAAGGAAUCCUUUUUAACAAAAGUGCUCUUUGUUUUAACAUGCACACCACAAUAGUUCAGUGAAAGAUUUGAUUUUUAGCCCACUGAAAUGUAUCCAGUUAUGGUUGGACAUCCCCCAAUCCCAGAGAAGUGUGAAGACCUGAAGGCUAGAUAUUUUUCAAAGAAAAAUAGACAUGGCAGAGAUAAAAUAAUGGGAGAACAGAAAAUUCACUCAGAAAUAUUUUCUACAGCAAUUGGUUUCCAUUUUCUUGCCAUCAUCUUACAAAGACAGAAGCUGAAUUGGGAGUGCUGUAUUACAAUUGUGUAAUGAUAGUUUAUCAAUGAUUUAGCAGCUCAAACUUUCAUAUGUACAGUAAGGAGAUGUACAUUCUAAAAUACAAGAAAUAGACACCAUUCCUUUAAGUAAUAUAUCACUAAUUAUAUAAUUACUGUAUUAGAGCCAGAUUCUGUUAUUCUUACUCACAUUGAGUAAUACCUGAUUCCACAAUUAGUCCCAUCCAUGAGACUACUCCAGGAGUAAAGGUCUACUCACUGUGAGUAAGGUAUCAAUAUCUGGCCCUUACACAGCACUGAUAAUUCAAAAGUACUUAAGAACUAAGACAUGUCUAAUAACAAAUUAGUUGAACAGAUAAAUUUCAAAGUAGCAGUUGUGUUAGUCUGUAUCUGCAAAAAGAAAAGGAGUACUUGUGGCACCUUAGAGGCGAACAAAUUUAUUUGAGCAUAAGCU